Messenger RNA from Sinocyclocheilus anshuiensis, 2993 nucleotides. It is a transcript of the gene srrm4, whose product is annotated as serine/arginine repetitive matrix 4. Bases 338 to 2269 code for a protein of 643 amino acids. Gene Ontology annotation, molecular function: mRNA binding. The record is from RefSeq and is a predicted model, not a curated record. The transcript has 13 exons. Gene Ontology annotation, cellular component: nucleus. Gene Ontology annotation, biological process: mRNA processing; regulation of RNA splicing; neuron maturation. NCBI's taxonomy places the organism in Eukaryota, Metazoa, Chordata, Actinopteri, Cypriniformes, Cyprinidae.
UCACAUCGCGACGCGAGCGAGCCACCAUCUGCUGAGGUUGUCACACUCGUCCAACUCUUCCGUUCACAUAGCCUACACACACAAAUACGCUGGCACUGGACUUUAUGUAAUUUCUAACCGCCAGGAGCUCAGUGGAUAUUGUGAAUUUUGGAAAAGGGAUUUAGUUCGCGAGCUCCGACUCUUAAACUGAUUUGAAGGCGGGAAGCGCGAGAGGGUAUGCCGAGCCAAUAAAUAGAAGCUGGCCGCUUAAACGGUCGCCGUCGGCAUGAAACUCACGGGGGAAACGUAAAAACGGACUCUCAAAAGAACUUAAAACGUUAAAUACGGACUCUUUCACAUGAGAAAAAUAGAAACAGUAAGAAAAGGAUUCCCUCAAACAAACCUUUGGUUUCAGAACUUGGACAGCUCCCUCGUGCAGCCGCCUACACACAGUACCAAACCGACCGUGAGAGGAUUCAUCGAAACUACUGCACAAAACCGAACCAGUUCUUCUCGGUAUUCACCCCCAGAACACCGUGACGCCAUGGCCGGUGUACUUCAGGGAGAGAAGCAGCUUUUUGAGAAGUUCUGGAAGGGCACGUUCAAAGCCGUGGCAAUGCCGAGACCCGAGAGCAUCAUCGUCGCCAGCAUCACCGCACGGAGAGCCGUGACAAAACUGGAGACAGCAGUUAGCCUAGCACCCAAAGACGAUGAGGAGAAAGCGAAAACGAAAGAUGCAGUUGCAAAAACCCAUAAGAAAAAUGGACACAUAAAACGCAGAGGAAGUAAACGCCACAGUCACCGGCAAGUUCAGAGUGUCUCUUUUGAUGCUGAUCUGUCCCCUCGUCCGGUCCCUAAAGCAAAGAAAAAGAAGAAGAAGUCACAGAGGAAGAAGAGGAGACACAGAUCUCCCUCCUGCAGCCCAUCACCUGUGAGGAAGAAGAAGAAAAAAAAGAGCUCAAAGAAAAGGAAGCGACAUAGGUCUGCCUCAAGGAAGGGACGACACAGUGGCUCGAGUCCCAGACAUAAAAGAAAGGAGGACAAAAAGCAUAAAAAGAGGGCAGGGAGCCACUCUCAUCGCAGACACCGGCGCUGGAAAGCAGAAAUUAGGAGUUCUUCCAGCAUGGAAAACAGAUCUGAAGAUUGUGAAAAAUCUGGUUUCCAAGACAGUGGCCAUUCUUCAGCUGUCCAUGGAGGCAAUGCAUGCAGGUCGGCAAUCAAGCUGACCAGUAAAAUCUCAUCUAAGUGCUGCUGCCACUUUUCUGAAAGCACCGUCUCACCAUUACAUUCUGGGGUUGAGGAUUUAAACAAAAUGGUGAUCGUCCAGGACUCAAUAUCCAAUAAGGGCAAAGGACAUGCAGAUUACGAUUCGGGAAAUGACACGUCCUCUCCGCUGUCAAGUAAAACAGGCAUCACAAAAUCAAAGGUUACUCGAAACGGAAAGUUCUUGUGUCAGGAUCUGACAUCUCCUGAGAAGCUUAGGCUAGCCUAUGGGGACAAUGCCUCAGAUUCAGGCAACUCACUAACCAGCUAUGAAUCUCUGGGUAAACCACUGGUCAAAGAAAAUACCCUACACAGCUCUGACUUCAACAAGCUCAAACGUGAAAAAACGGGCAGGUACUCUGAUUUGGAGAAGACACAGCCUCUGGGUCUCAUCACUGAUAGGACUCGGAGUCCGUCUUCUGAUAGAUAUCAGGAUCGAACGAGGUCCCGCAGCAGAAGCAUAUCAUCCCAAAGCAGAUACUCAGGGCGCUAUUCCAGAAGCCGAUCCCAGUCCUCAGGGAGAAGAUCAUAUUCCCGUUCGUCUAGUUACUCCCUGGAUUCACGGAGAGACAGUCUGUCUAGUGCGAGCAGUUACCACAGUCUAAAUUACUCACGGUGCACACCAGACAGGUUUCGAGAGCGGAAAAGGGCCUGCAGUUCCUGCAAGAGUAGAAAGCACAGCAGGAGAAGACCUUGUUCCCCAAUGAGGAAGAGAAGAAGAGAUUCCCCCAGUCACCUGGAAGCCCGUAGAAUUACAAGUGCCAGAAAGAGGCCGAUCCCCUACUACCGUCCCAGUCCCUCCAUCAGCAGCCGAUCCUCCAGUCUCCUGUCCUGGCGCCUGUUUUCUCUCAGUCGCAGUCGAACUCGCAGUCGUUCACGGAGUCGCAGCCGCAGCCGCAGUCACACUUUUUCUUCAUACAGGAGCUACAGUCGCAGCUCAUCAUGGAACUCUAUAUAUAGCAAACGCAGUCGCAGUCGGAGCAGAAGCUAUGACUCAAUGGUGAGCUAUAGCAGAGCCCGUCGCUAAUUUACGGAUGAACCAGAUGCCGGAAUGCUGAGCUACAGCACAAUCCCAGGAUCGUGUCUUACUGUAACUGGUAGUGAAAUGGAGCAGCACUGAGAACAUGCUGUGCUUAGAUGUGGAACACCAGCCAGUGACAGGUUCAUCUGUUCAGUUUCAGAUAAGACUGAAGCUUUCCAUAUUGUUGUGUACUAAACUGUGCUUUCAUCCAUCCUGCUCAAAGGAAAACUUGUCUAUCAAUCAUAAAGCCUGCUGUUGUAGGAAGGACUGGACCGGAGGUUUCAAUAUGUGUGCUGCAAUCAGUGAGUUCUGCUAUACCUUGUUUUGCUCAUAGGUGUGAGGAUAUUGUUAUUAAUUUAUCAAAACAGCCAUAGUAGAUAAAAGGAAGUGCAGGGUCGCUCAUGAGACACUCAUAACCUUGACUGUAAAAGCCCAUGUAUGAAUCUAUUGUAUUUUUGUAGUGUUUUCUUUUUUAUAGGAUAUGUCAAAAGUGCUUGAGGAGAAAGAUUUAUUGCUUUCAUAACAGUUUUUACUGAGAGCAGUCGCUUCUGUGUUGCACACACCUUCACUUUUGAAAAAUGUGCCAUCCGAAUCGGCCCCACUGGCAAACGCACACCCCAUCAGCCCAAAUGCCAGCUUUGUUUAUCUUCUGUUGAACUGGAAAACAAUUCAAAUGUCACUGCCCGUGAUGGAGAUGAUGAUGGUGGUGGUGGACAAUCAAAAUGCAGGU